ACGCUUCGUGAACUGCUUAAUUUUCUAUUUAAUUUGCGGCGGCGUCCUCCAAGUUUUUUCGUGAUGGGGUCAAAAAAGCACAAAAAACACAAAUCGGAACGCAAAGAGCGUGAAGCCCGAGAAAAAUCCUUCUGCCUCGACCGGCCGCCCAGCUUGAAACUUAUCCUGAAGGUGAGCGGGAACAGCUCGACGCCUGAACACGGAAACGAUUCCCCGGCGUACGGCAUCCAGUCCGACGGUGGCAGCACGACGCUGUUUACGAGCAGCAGCGAUUAUCCGGAGCGCCACAAGAAAUCGAAGAAGAAGAAAAAGAAGAAGGACCGCGAGAAGAAACACAAACAUCAUCAUAAGGAGAAACGCCACCGGCACCGCGGCGGAGAUGAUACGAGUCACGCCGACGAGGACGAUGAAGAGGAGGAAGACUUUAAUAGCUUGUGCGACGAAAACUCCCAAGCCGUGUUGCAUUAUCCGGUGGCCAGUUCGGCUGCGGUGGCUGCCGUAGCGGCCGUUGCGAGCUGCUCUCUAGCGGCACAACCCGUGACGAAACCACUGCUGCCGGAAGUGCUACUUUCACCGAAACGAGAACUGGAUGUAGGGCCCGAAUCAAUGUCGGUACCGACUCCGGAUCCAGAGCCCUCGACGUUGAUGGGAGGAUUCGUUUUAAAAGAGGAGCUUACCACGGCACCAAGCUCGGUAACGACCGAUGAGGGGCCACUGCAGAGCCCCGGGUCGAUGUUGUCUAGCUCGCGGCCGGGCAGUAAAAUCGAUUUCCACGACACGAGCUCAAGUCAGGCACCGAAAACACCAAACUCAGACUGUAGUGGUCGUGAACCGCGGACUUGUGUACUGAAGCUGAAGCAAAGUAGAUCCCCGUUGGCGAAACUGCUGGAUCAUCUUCUGAAAGCACUGGAGAAGCGUGAUCCGCAUCAGUUCUUUGCGUGGCCCGUUACUGACGACAUCGCGCCCGGAUACUCAUCGAUCAUCAUGAAACCGAUGGAUUUCUCGACAAUUCGGCAAAAGAUCGAUGAUAACGAGUACAACACCGUGUCUGAGUUUAGUGACGAUUUCAAGCUCAUGUGCGAGAACGCCAUCAAGUACAAUCACGCCGAGACGGUGUACCAUAAGGCGGCCAAGAAGCUGCUGCACGUCGGGGCUCGUCUGCUGCAGCCCGAAAAUCUAAUGCGCUCGUUGCGACCGCUCAUGACGUACAUGCGGGAGCUAACGGCGAAGGAACUUGGCUUCGAGUUGCCAUACGGAGUCGCGGAGGGACCGGAACAUGAUUAUGGCCACCAGCACCACACUGCGGAUUCGGCCGAUGAAGCGAUGGCUGCCGCCGUCGAUGAAGGUAUUAACGCACAGAUCGAAGAGGAGGAGAAACGGAAACAGAUCCGGUUGGAGAACAAUCCACAGACCAAGUUCGAACCAUUCGUCGAUGAUCUCACACCGGAUGAGGUACUGGCACAGGUCCAGAAUGCGGCACUGAACGCGAGGACGAAGCUACUAAAACGAAAGUCCGCCCAUCGGUUGGGAUUUCUGCGGCAGCACAAGGAUGGCACAACCUCGAUGAAGAUUCUGAUCGAUGGUGCGGCCGAAGGAAGUGAAGGUGGCCCCGAACGAACGGUAACACUCGGUGCUCACACGGGCAAGCUACAGUACGGUACCGGUCAGCUGCAAGGUUUCCGGGAGGAUCGAAGAAACAGCGCAAAGAUCGUGAAACCACUCAACUACGGUGCGUUUAGCUCGUUUGCACCGGUGUUCGAUUCACGGUUCGCUAACCUGAACAAAGAGGAAACGGAUAUGGUGCUCAACACGUACGGUUGUGAGACGGGAGCGGACUAUGCGGAGAGUAUUUUACGUUUCGCAAUGGACAGUCCAUUCGCGGCCGGAAUGGCACACAAUCUGCUGGAUGUAUUAACGAACGGAGAGCAUCGGCAAACGUACGGUAAGCUGUACGAGGCGCAUAUGCAGCGUGAGGAACGGAAAGCGGUACAGCAGACGUUCCCGGAACCGGACACCCCGGAAUCGGUUGCUGAAGAGGUGAAACGAUAUGCGAACGUAAAGAUCGAUUUCAAUAGUCUCCGAUCACUGGCGGCACUCGGUGUCGAUACGCAGUUUGUCGAUCAGCUCGAACGUGAUCUGAAGGGCAUUGAAACGCCGGGUCCGGUAUUGCAGAACUCGCUGAGCGAAAACUCUGAUCUGCUGCAAAAGCUACACCAGAUGCAAACGGAGCGAUUGUCGGCGCCAUUACCGCAGCAUCUUUCCCACAUUCAGCACCCGUCGGAGAGUGAGCUCGAGUUGGCGGGACAGAUUACGAGCAAUCUAACGAAAAUCGCUAAACAACUACCCCCGUCGGCACUCGCUCAACCACAGAGUUUGAGGAAAGCAAUGGGCGUUAGCACAGCUGGUUUGGAGGUCUUUCAACCAUCACCAGAAGCACAACCUUCAGUACCUGGAACGCAAACAGCACGACCCCCAGUGUCACAGCAAACGAACUGUAACGGAACGGAAACCACCAGCAUACCGACUACAACACCGAACGCUUCCAGUUCCAUUCCCGUUACAGCUACUCAAAGUUCAUCCGUUCCUCAAUCGGAUAUCGAUACGACACCGAUGGAUAUGGAUCUGGAACCGGAGCCGAUAUCUCAUCGGCACCAUCAGCAUCAUCCCCAUCCACACCAUUUGCCUCCACAGCAGCUCCAGCAUCAGCUACAGCGUCCGCAGCAACAGCAAUCGAUCGUUCAGUCCUCAUCCAACACGCCCAGUGUCGAUCUGGACAGUGAGCUUCGUGAGAUAUUGGGUGGAUCGGGCAUAAACUCGAACGGCGCUACCUCUACAGAUGGGACUGAAGCUUCCCAUGCUAGCUGUAUUGAACAGAUGUUAAUGGACUAGGAGCAGCAGCAGCAGCAGCAGCACCAGCGAUGGCAUUUUCUAUUUCCUUACGUUACGUCUAUACCUACGAGUGCUUGAUGGAGAAGAUGGUGAGAAGGAGAGAAGAGCGAAACGUUUAUAAAAAAGAGGGAUAUAGAGAGAGUGUUAACAAAAGUCAUAUAUUUUUGACAAAAGAAUCUAAAGCCAAUCAUCAUCCAAAACACAAAUCGAUCACCGCCGGCCGGCACUGAUUUCGUCGCGGGCCAGAUCGUCGUCCUUAUUGGAUUAGAGCCACGGAGAAGAAAGCAAAUGGUUUUCUUCCCUUCCACAUAAUUCCACAUUUUCUUAUAUCCCGUUGACGAUGUAAUUGAAAGUUUUUAUCGUAUUUUGUUCUCUUUUUGCAAGCAUAGAAGAUAAUAAAAACUCACACACC
Anopheles darlingi is the source of this 3301-nucleotide messenger RNA. It is a transcript of the gene Brd7-9, whose product is annotated as bromodomain-containing protein 7. The transcript is spliced from 4 exons. Gene Ontology annotation, biological process: regulation of transcription by RNA polymerase II. Lineage: Eukaryota; Metazoa; Arthropoda; Insecta; Diptera; Culicidae. The record is from RefSeq and is a predicted model, not a curated record. Gene Ontology annotation, cellular component: nucleus. Bases 64 to 2889 code for a protein of 941 amino acids.